Messenger RNA from Henningerozyma blattae CBS 6284, 3465 nucleotides. RefSeq names its product Pho81p (gene PHO81). NCBI's taxonomy places the organism in Eukaryota, Fungi, Ascomycota, Saccharomycetes, Saccharomycetales, Saccharomycetaceae. Gene Ontology annotation, biological process: lipid metabolic process. The transcript has a single exon. The record is from RefSeq and is a predicted model, not a curated record. The coding region runs from base 1 to 3465 and encodes 1154 amino acids. Gene Ontology annotation, molecular function: protein binding; phosphoric diester hydrolase activity.
AUGAAAUUUGGAAAGCAUUUGGAAGCUAGGCAGUUGGAAUUUUUAGAACACAAUGGUCAUUUUAUGGAUUAUAAGGCUUUGAAAAAAGUCAUUAAACAAUUAGCAUUCCCAAUCAAUGAUGAACCAAGUCUAUCAAAUAAUGGAUUUGAAACUGAUAACAAUAUAACCACUAUCAGCAAUGACGUGUUAUUAGAUUCGGAUAAUGACAUGGAUCAAUCAAUAAUUCAUAAAAGACUACAAGAAAAUAAAGCAACUUUCUUCUUUAAACUAGAACGUGAGUUAGAAAAAGUUAAUUCUUACUAUUUGGAAAAAGAAAUUGAAAUGCAUGUUAAAUUUGAUAUUCUAAAUUCAAAAUACAAUAAAUUUAUAGAAAAACAAAAGAACACAACCACAGGCGCAUUGGCCUAUAAGAAUCUAUAUAGUGGUUUAAGAAAGUUACAACAUGAUCUAAGUGAUUUAGAACAAUAUGUGGAAUUAAAUAGGACAGGGUUCUCGAAGGUCUUGAAAAAAUGGGAUAAAAGAUCGUGCUCACAUCAAAAGGAAUUUUAUUUGGCGACAGUUGUAUUAGUCCAGCCAGUUUUCACUCACACUGAUAUUUCAGAAUUAACAGAUACUGCUCUAAAUAUGAUCUCUGAGUUGGAGAAGGAGAAGUAUUUCAAAAUGGAUAGUAAUAAUAGCUUUUUGAACACAAAAGAUACCAAACAAAAGCUGGAUAGAUCUUUAAUUAGUUCUUCUAUACAUAAAUCAACUAUUUUAUUAACGAAUGGUGUUAAUUCCUUUGAUUCAUCUUCUGUAAUUGAAGUAGGAUUUGAUGAUAAGGCAGUAACAUCGAUGUCAGAUAGUUUGGAUAGUGAUAUCGAACUAGAGACCUCCAAUUGGUACGCUGAGUUGCUUAAUAUAUCGAAGUUGUCGGAUCAUGAGAAGCGUCUUCAAAUGCUGCAUAAUUUUACCACUAAUAAAAUUGAAAAAUAUUUUAACAGUUUUCAAGCUUUAGGAAAUGCAAUCGAAAAGACCGUUAUAUUAAAAGAUAUAGUAACGAAAAUUUUUAUUUUACUGAUUGAUACUAAGAUGGAUGAUGAAGCUUUAAAAAUAUUCUAUGAAAAUUGCAACUCCUACAUUAACUUGACAUAUUAUGAGGAAAGCAAAGUAUUCUCAAGCAGGAAUAUUAUUCAUGAGGCUGCCAGAUGCACAACACAAUCUAGAGCAUUUAUUCUGGAAGAAUUAUUAUCAAAUACUACUAUACCGAAAGAUACAGUUGAGCAAAUGCUCAAUAAAAAAGAUUUCAAUUUUAGAUGUCCGAUUCACUAUACCUCAGAGCUUGGAAAAUCAGCAUUUACUAAUCUUAUAUUGAAUGCUGGCCCUAAUUGUUCAAUUGAUAUAUUAGAUUCUAGUUCUAAGACUCCUUUAAUAUUGGCAAUUGAAAACGGCCAUAAUGAUAUCGUGCGAGCACUACUUCAUGAUGGGAAAUCUAAUCCUUUCCCGCGCUGUAAUAAUGUGGCUAUACAACAAUUUAUUCCAUUAAACGUUGCUUGCUACAACAAUAACUAUGAUGCGGCCGCUAUGUUGUUAGAACCGAGUCACGUUGAUUUAUCUUCAUUAUUUGACGCCCAUGGUUUAGCUCCGCUACACAUUGUUUCAAAAAUUGGUGGUGAUCCAAAAUUAAUCGACUUAUUAAUUAAAAGAGGUGCCGAUCCAAAUGGCAUUGACAAAUUUUCAAAAUGGACACCAUUAUUUUAUGCAGUUCAACAAGAUCAUGCAGAUACUGUAACUGAGCUGUUGAAGCAUGGGGCAAAGACAGAAAUUGUCGACGAAGAAAACUUAAAUCCACUUUUUUACGCGUUAUGGGAAGGUUACGUUGAAGUUCUAAACUGUUUACCAAAAUCCAUUGAAAGCACGAGGCCUCGACCUGAUAGGGAAUUUUCUAUUGAUUCAGUAGAUUCUUUAAAUUCUUUUGAUAUCUCCAAUCCAAUUGAUGAACUUGUAGACAUUCCUGAUUUUACAUUACCACCUCCAAUUAUACCCUUAAGAAAGUACGGUCAUAAUUUUUUGGAGAAAAAAAUCAUAGUAAAAGUUGGAUUACGUUCAGAUCAAAGUUCAAUUAAAUUAUUUAAUAACAUAGAAUCAAUCUUUUUAGCACCAGGCCGUAUUACUAUUACAUCUAAUAUUGCUGGUAUAUUUCCAAGAAAUGUCGUAUUACCAUUGAAAGAGAGGGAUGAAGAAGAAAUAUUAUUUCACGUUCCAUCAUUACAUAAUUUCUCCGUUGAUUUUGAAAUAUUUUCAAAAUUUGGUACUAAGUUAAUUGGGAAAACAACAGUUAUUCCAUCAUUAUUUCAAUCUCAGAUGGUAAAUGGAUGGAGCACCUUGUCUUCUCCAAUAUAUGAUACAAAUUUACUUAAUAUUGGUGUUUUAACUUUUGAUUAUAAUGUUAUCUUACCAUUUAACGGUACACCAUUGGGAAUAACAGAGUAUGACACAUACUGGAAGGCAACAGUAGGUGAUUCAAAUUUACCAGCCAAGAUUGGAAAUGUUUCUAACAGCAUUAUUAGUAAUAACAAUAAUAGCAAUAAUAAUAGCAACAAUGGGGGUAAUAAUAAUAAUAGUAAUAUGGGGAUAUUGACUUCCUCAUCAUUGGGAGGUAAAUAUGUUACAUUGAGAGUUUUUGCAUUAAACGAUAGCACUAUAGUUUGUUCACCAAAAUUUUUCAUCGAGAAUGAAGAGACCAAAUUUUUGUUAAAUGAUUUGACAAAAAUUCAAUUACAGCAAUUAAUGAAUUCUGAAAUCGAUAUUUUACCUUCAUUUGAAGAUGCAUAUGAGAUAGAAACUUUCUUACAAGAUCGUGUCGUAAAUUUUUCAGAAUUUAUUGCUAAAGUACCACCUAAUAUUCAAUUAGAAAUUCAAGUUUGCUUUCCAACAAAUCUCGAAAUGGAACUAAUACCGAUUAAGAUGAAUCCUAAAAUAGAUUGUAAUUCGUUUAUUGAUCAAAUAUUGAGUAUUGUAUUUGAUCAUGAGAGAAUCAUACGUAAAAAAGGAUUGCCAACAAGGCCAAUAUUAUUUAGUUCUUGUAAUUUGCAAGCAUGCUCAAUAUUAAAUUGGAAACAGCCUAACUUUCCUGUUUUGUUUAACUUGAAAUCUAUUAAAUCAGAUAAAAAUAACAUCUUCUAUAGAGACUCCCCACAUAACUUAAAAGAUUUAUCUAUGGAUUCCCAAGAUGUUAAAGUGGUAGACAAUAGAUCAAGUUGCAUUCGAGAUAUUAUUCGAUUUGCCACAGAUAAUAAUUUAUUAGGUGUUAUAUUGCCCUCGGAGUUAUUACAAUUAUCCCAAGCAUUAAUCAAUGCCAUUACAUCACACGGGCUGCUAGUAGUUGGUAGUAUUGAAAAUGAUGAAGAUUUACAUAAAUUCAAUCUAGACAUCAAUGGCGUUAGUAUGAACAGUUCGCUAGUAUUUCUAAGCGGUAUGGAUAUCUGA